Molecule: messenger RNA, 2875 nt
Organism: Hippocampus comes (tiger tail seahorse)
Lineage: Eukaryota; Metazoa; Chordata; Actinopteri; Syngnathiformes; Syngnathidae
Gene: yme1l1b
Product: YME1-like 1b
Exons: 18
Coding region: 96-2255 (719 amino acids)
Biological process (GO): protein quality control for misfolded or incompletely synthesized proteins; mitochondrion organization
Cellular component (GO): mitochondrial inner membrane
Molecular function (GO): metalloendopeptidase activity; ATP binding; ATP-dependent peptidase activity
Source: RefSeq, a predicted model, not a curated record
GCUGUCUCGCUUGCAAAAGUUAAAUGUGACAGCCGCGGACAAGUACGUGUGAAGAGAAGUUAUUUAGAUGCGUUCACGGUCGCUGUUGGCUUAAAAUGCUUUCUUUGUCAACGGCCGUUCAACCACAGGUGACUGUUCCCCUGAGUCACCUCCUCAAUGUUCUCCACGCUUUGAAGAGCUCAGUUGGAAGCAGCAGCACCUUAAGCAAAUCAAGACUACCCAAUGAGCAUGCCUGUCAGGCAGAACUACAUUAUCCUGAGCCCCUGUGGAACCUGCGGGACCUUGGCCUGUCUGACCUCGGAACGCAGCAGCUGAACGAGUUGGCGAUUAGGGUGUUACCAUGUUUGAAUUCACAGGAAGCACCAGCCCCGAUAGUGGGCAGUCGGACAAUCUGGCGAACGUCUCACCUUUCCACGCACUCUUUUUUCCUAAACAAGCAUGGGUUUUCUUCUCAGCGGAUGUCAGCUCCACUUUAUUCCAGGCAAAGGCCGUCUCCUCUUCAGUCAGUCUGCAAAGAGCUGCAACACUGUUCAGUGUGGAUCCAGCACAGAGGCUUUAAAACAUUAAGGAGCAAAACCAAAAGACUGCAGUCAGCUAUUGAACGCCCUGUGGAACCUGAGGGAUUCCCUCCAUCUUUCAUGAAGGGCUUCCUGACACGAGACAAGGGGAUCGAUAUGGAAAGUCUUGAAAGUCUAACGAAGAGUGGGAACGUACCCGAUGGACAGCAGGAUGCCUUUAAGAGGGGCUUUGCUGAGGGUUUCCUGAAGGCCCAAACACUGACGCAACGCACACAAGACUCCCUGAGACGGAAUCGGCUCAUCUUGUUGGUGUUACUUCUUGUCGGGCUCUACGGCAUCUCAAAGAUCCCCUUCAUAUCAGUGCGGUUCCGAACCACAACAGGCCUGGACUCCUCAGUGGAUCCUGUCCAGAUGAAAAAUGUGACAUUUGAGCAUGUCAAAGGCGUUGAAGAAGCAAAAAACGAGCUGCAGGAAGUGGUUGAGUUUCUGAAGAACCCUCAGAAGUUCACAACCCUGGGGGGUAAACUGCCAAAAGGUGUCCUUCUGGUUGGCCCACCGGGGACCGGAAAGACUUUACUCGCCAGAGCGGUGGCAGGAGAAGCAGAUGUCCCAUUCUACUAUGCCUCUGGGUCGGAGUUUGAUGAGAUGUUUGUUGGCGUCGGAGCCAGCCGCAUCAGGAAUCUUUUCAGGGAGGCGAAAGCUAACGCUCCCUGCGUUAUCUUUAUUGAUGAACUGGACAGUGUGGGCGGAAAGAGGAUUGAGUCUCCCAUGCAUCCUUACUCCAGACAGACCAUCAAUCAACUGCUUGCUGAGAUGGAUGGAUUCAAACCAAAUGAAGGAGUCAUCAUAAUUGGAGCCACGAACUUCCCGGAGGCUUUAGAUAACGCCCUCAUCCGCCCGGGCCGAUUUGACAUGCAGGUGACCGUCCCUAAACCAGACGUGAAAGGACGAACCGAGAUUCUCAACUGGUACCUCAGGAAGAUUAAAGUGGAUCCAGCCAUCGAGGCGAAGAUUAUUGCGCGGGGCACCGUGGGAUUCUCUGGCGCUGACUUGGAAAAUCUGGUCAACCAGGCUGCCCUGAAAGCAGCAGUCGAUGGUAAAGACAUGGUCACCAUGAAGGAGCUGGAGUUUGCCAAGGACAAAAUUCUCAUGGGUCCCGAGAGAAGGAGUGCCGAAAUCGACAAGAAGAACAAGAUCAUCACAGCAUACCAUGAAUCCGGCCAUGCUAUUGUGGCUUAUUACACCAAAGACGCCAUGCCUAUUAACAAAGCCACUAUCAUGCCAAGGGGCCCCAGUCUCGGACAUGUGUCAUUGCUGCCAGAGAAUGAUCGCUGGAGUGAGACACGCUCUCAGUUGCUGGCUCAGAUGGAUGUCAGCAUGGGAGGGCGAGUUGCUGAGGAGAUCAUAUUUGGGCAUGAGUAUAUCACAACAGGAGCAUCAAGUGACUUUGAUAGUGCCACCAAGAUUGCAAAGAUGAUGGUGACAAGAUUUGGAAUGUGUGAAAAGUUAGGUGUGAUGACCUACACGAACAUGACAGAACAAAGUCCAGAGACUCAAGCAGCUGUAGAGAAUGAAGUCAGAGUUUUGUUGCGGGAGUCUUACGAGCGAGCCAAAGCCCUCUUGAGGUCUCAUGCCAAAGAGCACAAGAACCUUGCCGAUGCGCUGCUGUUGUAUGAGACGCUGGAUGCCAAAGAGAUUCAGCUGGUCUUGGAGGGGAAGACCCUGGAGACCAGAUGAAGGCAGCCGGGGAGACACAACAAAGGAGGGCUGGUUUGGGAUUUUCCAAGGACUCAGGGCUGGCGGAAAAUAGCUGCGAAUCUGUCUUAGAAAACGUUAGUGCUUACAUGCUCAUUUACUAAAUUGCUAAAGUGUGGUAAAGUUCAAACUUGUGCAUUAACAUAGUGAAUUAUCUGCUUGAUGUGCUGAAACCUCCUCGAUAUACACUGAGUCAUCAUGCUGGCCGAAUAGUAAAUACACGUUUUGAAUAUUGCUCGGGACACUCAGUUGGUACAUGAUUGUAAAUACUCAUCACAACCAUAAAAAGCUGCUGGCUGUGAUGAUCUUGUAAAUUACAGAGAAUUAAGAAAGCAUUAGGAGCCAAUCCUCAAAUUCUUGACUCGUACUGUAUGUCUGUUAUCUACUUGUCUUUGUGUGUGUUUGUCAUCUAUUGCUCAAAGGCUGGUUGGCCAAACUACUGCCUACCUAAUUUUUCAAUCGGAUGGCCCUUGAGGAAUGUAUUUUAGGUGAGGUUUAUCUAUUAUGAAAUCAAAUUUUGUCCCGUGACUACAAAUGAAACAUACCUGUACAUGUUGUGUGUCCAAAUGUGACAUAAGCUGCUAGUGAGUGGCAAGAAACUG